AUGGGAUGCACAAUAACAUCUGAAAAAGUAAGCCAAUAGAAAACUAUGAUGAUGGAAUCCACAUUUAAUAAAGAAUAGAGAGAGAAGGAAUAACGAAUUAAAGCCCAUCUAAUUCUAGAUGAAUAUAGAUAAACAAAAACUGUCAGAAAGUAAGUUAAACUACAGUCUGAUGUUAAAGAUGCCUUACAAGAAUAACUAUGUCGUAAUAAAACUGCCACACCUUAAAAAUCCUCCAUUGCAAAUUGA
This is a messenger RNA of Paramecium pentaurelia, 246 nucleotides long. NCBI's taxonomy places the organism in Eukaryota, Ciliophora, Oligohymenophorea, Peniculida, Parameciidae. The record is from the annotation of a GenBank genome assembly.